GAGAGAGAGAGAGAGAGAGAGAGAUUUGGAACACGCCCCAUACUUGGUUUACAGGGAUGAACGUCAUGGGUUUCCAGUGUCAUCUUAGUUUGCAGAAAAUAUCCAUCUAGUUUUAUUAGUGAGUCUGAAAACAAGGCUGUAGAAACACGGCACCAUGUCUGAAGACAAGGUUUCUGAAAACAACACGCAGGAAUUAAAUGACGGUGGGAAGAGAAACGGAGCCCAUAAAGGCCUGGAGGGUGAUGCGAACCUGCAGUUCCUGACCAAAGGAGGCGACUUGACCAAGGUGAAAUCUGGCAAAUGGAAAAAGAAGCGCUUCUACAAGCUGAUGGAGGACGGACAGACGGUGUGGAAAGAGACGCACAAGGGCUUCAAGAAAAAACACACCUUCUCCGUCGACGACAUCGAUUCAGUGCGUCUCGGCCGUCAGUCCGAAGGCUUGAAGAAGUACACGGACAGCACGUUGGACGAUCGGUGCUUCUCCAUCAUCUUCAAAGGCAAACGCAGCAAUCUCGACCUGAUCGCCAGCAGCAAAGAAGACGCCAAGAAAUGGGUGACAGGGUUGGAUAAGGUCAUCACCAACAUGCAAAACCUCAAUUCUCAGCAGAAAAGCGAACACUGGAUCAUCAGCUGCAUGCGGAAAGCGGACAAAAACGGCGACAACAUGAUGACCCUGAAGGAAGUAAAGAGCUUCAUGCGCCAGAUCAACGUCGAAGUGGACGACACUUACGCUGCCAAUCUGUUUAAGCAAUGUGACACAUCGAAUUCAGGAACUCUGGAGGGGGAGGAAAUCAAGCACUUCUAUGAACUGCUAACGAAGCGCCAGGAAAUCGACGUCAUCUACAACAAGUUCGCUAGAUCCGGUGGUCAGAUGAGUGCCAACGAUUUGCUACAUUUCCUGCAGCUGGAGCAGAGGGAGGCUGUGACUCUGGACGACUCCGUCAAGCUUAUAGACAAAUACGAGCCGGAUCCUACAGCAAAGCAGAAUAAGCACAUGACCAAAGAUGGCUUCCUGAAGUACCUGACCCAUUUGGAAGGUUUGAUCCUUAACCCCACCCACAUCGGUGUGUAUCAGGACAUGAGGCAGCCUCUUAAUCAUUACUUCAUCUCCUCCUCCCAUAACACCUACCUGAUGCUGGACCAGCUCAAAGGACCGAGCAGUACCGAGGCCUACGUCAAAGCUCUGUUAAAAAGCUGCCGCUGUGUGGAGCUGGACUGCUGGGACGGACAGAAUGGCGAGCCCGUCAUCUACCACGGACACACGCUCACGUCCAAGGUGCUCUUCAAGGACGUCAUCCAGGCGAUCAAGGAUUACGCUUUUAAAGCGUCUAAGUAUCCAGUAAUCCUGUCUUUGGAGAAUCAUUGUUCAGUGGAACAGCAGAAACGCAUGGCUCAUCACAUGACCUCCAUCCUGGGCAGCGCUCUUCUCACUCGGCCGUUGGGGACAGAGAUUCCCUCCCGCUUGCCGUCGCCUGAGGAAUUAAUGGGGAAAAUCCUGGUCAAAGGUAAACGCCUCAACAAGCUGGACGCGGCAUUUAACAACAACACCGAUGACGUAGACAGUGUGUCUGAGGAAGACGAAGCUGCUGAUGCCAAACAAGAUUCACAGGAGAACAAAGCUAAGAAAAAAAAGAUCAAGCUGGCUAAAGAACUAUCCGACCUGGUGAUCUACUGCAAGAGUGUCCACUUCAACAGCUUCGAGCAUUCGCGUAAUAACCAGGCCUGUUAUGAGAUGGCCUCCUUUAAGGAAAGCAAAGCCAAGCAUCUGGCAGAAGAAUCAGCUACUGAAUUCAUUCACCAUAACAUGGACAAGCUGAGCAGGAUUUAUCCUGCAGGCACGCGCACAGACUCGUCCAACUACAAUCCUGUGACCAUGUGGAACGCAGGCUGCCAAAUCGUGGCCCUGAACUUCCAAACAUACUGCAAAGAGAUGGAUUUCAACCAAGGACGAUUCUUACCUAAUGGGAAGUGCGGCUACAUCCUGAAGCCUUAUUUCAUGAGGAACCCGGACUUUCAGUUUAACCCCAACAAGCUCACACAAGGACAGUGGCUGAACAAGAAGAUCCUACAUGUUAUGGUUAUCUCAGCACAGCAGCUUCCCAAACUGAACAAGGAUAAACCCAAGUCCAUAGUGGACCCGUACGUCAGGGUGGAAAUCGCCGGUGUGCCAGCAGACCGAGCCAGCGCACAGACAUCAUACAUCAACGACAACGGCUUCAAUCCAAUGUGGAAUACAAACCUUCAGUUCACCAUUCAGGUGCCGGAUUUGGCCAUUGUGAGAUUCUUGGUGGAGGAUUAUGAUGCUGCAUCACAAAACGACUUCAUUGGCCAGUACACACUACCUUUUACCAGCAUGCAGAAUGGAUACCGCCAUGUACCCCUGCUAACGAAAAAUGGAGACGUUAUCCCUUCAGCAAAACUGUUCGUCCACAUCAUGGUCCUGGACCCCUAAAGCACACGACGGUGCAAGCGAUAAAUUGCAGAGACGCUGGGUUAAAGGAGAUGUACGGAUCCGAGCAACGAUCCUCAAAGAAACUCUCAGAAUAUAACUCUAUCGAAUGUGGAGGAAAUAGUCAUUGUGUGUAAACCUUUCAUUUAAAAAGAGACUUUAUCUUUUACCUCCUUAAAAAAUGGCACUUUCUAAUAAUGAUAUUUUCUAUUAACUACAAAUGUAAAAAAAAAAAUUGUGUGUGUUUUAGGAAUCAGGUUUGAAUGCAACUUUUUAAAGUGAACCCACAGCCCAACGCUGUCUAUUAAUAUCUCUACUUUUUUAUUUUAAAUAAAUCCAGCAUGUGGGAACACAAACAAUUUCCACUACAUUAAGCUAUUCAUUUAUUUGAAAUAAAUGAAAAUAAAGGGGAAAAAGAAUAAAAAAAAUAAAUGAAUCAAAAAGGAAUUUUAAAAAGGACUGACAUGGGAUCUGUUUUGCUUCUUUUAUUUUUUUUCUUUAAAUUAUUUUAAAAUAAUAAUUCUUUAUAUAAGUACGCCUAUGUGCCAUGUUCGGGGUCUUUAGUUGAUGUGUAACAUCUAAGAAUUUUACGAUCAUGUCAGUCUUGUAAUCACUACUACCGUUUUUUUCUGCUCGGUGAGGUGACGAUUUGUUCGACUCCAGACGCUAAACCAGUCAUUGUUUAUUGUUACUGUAACAGGACCAAAUAUGUCGUAUUCUCUAGUCACUACUUGUACACAAACAUCUGAAUAAACCUUUGAAAGGCUUCUACUGUA
Molecule: messenger RNA, 3225 nt
Organism: Tachysurus fulvidraco (yellow catfish)
Lineage: Eukaryota; Metazoa; Chordata; Actinopteri; Siluriformes; Bagridae
Gene: plcd1a
Product: phospholipase C, delta 1a
Exons: 15
Coding region: 155-2452 (765 amino acids)
Biological process (GO): lipid metabolic process; phosphatidylinositol-mediated signaling
Molecular function (GO): calcium ion binding; phosphatidylinositol-4,5-bisphosphate phospholipase C activity
Source: RefSeq, a predicted model, not a curated record